AUGAAACCCCCAAACCCCCUCCGUCAACAACCCUCCCUCUUUCCACGAGCUUGCGCCCUAGCACGGAGCAACAAUGCGCGUCGCCAGCCCCUAACGCCGCGACUUGUCCGGUUCCAGCUCACGACGGCAUCACCAGCAGCUGCAACAUCCUGCAUAGCCUCAUCCUCCUCGCGCACGUUCUGCACUUCUUCGUUACGGGGUAGUCCCUCCUCCUCCACCAACCCUGCCACCGCACUCCUCACCCGCUCCCGCCCCCGGUCAGUAGCAACCAUGCCCUCCCGCCGGACCCCGUCGCCGGUCAUGUCCGCCGGCGCCGCCCAGACCCGGUCGGCCUGUGGAUGCGCCUGCAGCGGCGGCGGUGGAUGCGGCAGCGGCGCCGCCAAACCUAAAGGUCCGAGCACGGCUUACAUCGCGCUCGGCAGCAACCUCGGCGACCGCGUUGCCUGGAUCGAGCAGGCCUGCGCCGAGAUGGAUCGCCGCGGCAUCAAGGUGAAGCGCACCAGCAGCUUGUGGGAGACGGAGCCCAUGUAUGUGUUAGAUCAGGAUAGGUUCGUCAAUGGAGUCUGUGAGGUCGAGACUGAACUCGAACCUUUGGCUCUUCUCGAUGAACUCCAGGACAUUGAGCGCACCCUGGGCCGUAAGAAGCUGAUAGACAAGGGCCCCCGCAACAUUGACCUCGACAUUCUCAUGUAUGGUGAUGAAAAGAUUGAGCAUCCUCGUCUAAACGUGCCUCACAUCGGCAUACCAGAGAGAGAAUUCGUCCUGCGACCUCUGGCUGAACUCAUCCCAGAAAAGCCUCUCUACGCAUCCAACCCCUGGAAACUCACCCUGGACUACCUCAACGAGCUUCCCCCCUCAGCGGCGCCCCUCUCACCACUCACCCCCAUCUCCGCCUCUCACCCUCCCCUCGCCGCCCUCACCUCCAGCCGCCAAACCCACGUCAUGGCCAUCAUCAACGCCACUCCCGACUCCUUCUCCGACGGCGGCGUUCACAACGCCCAAAACCUCGUCGCGACCCUCAAAUCCUUCGCCGCCGCCGGCGUCACCAUCGUCGACGUGGGCGGAUGCUCCACCGCCCCGGGACGGCCCGAAGUCCCCGCCGACGAGGAACUCGCCCGGGUCCUCCCCGUCAUAAAGCUCGUCCGCGCCCUCCCCGAACUCGCCCACCUCGCCGUCAGCAUCGACACCUACCGCGCCUCCGUCGCCGAGGCCGCCGUCGCCGCGGGCGCGGACAUCAUCAACGACGUGUCCGCGGGCCAGCUCGACCCGUCCAUGAUCCCCUACAUGGCGCGCAGCAACCGCACCGUCUGCCUGAUGCACAUGCGCGGCACCCCCGCGACCAUGAACUCGCUGACGGACUACCCCGACGGCCUGAUCCCCACCAUCGCACGCGAGCUUCUCGAGCGCGUCGCCGAGGCCGAGGCCGCGGGCGUGCGCCGGUGGCGCAUCGUUCUCGACCCCGGGUUGGGCUUCGCCAAGACGGGGCCGCAGAACCUCGAGAUUUUGCGCCACAUGGACGAGUUGCGUUCCUGGCCGGGCCUGGAGGGGUUCCCCUGGCUGGUUGGGUCUAGCCGGAAGAGCUUCGUCGGCAAGUUCACUGGUGUGUCGAAGCCGCAGGAGCGGAUUUGGGGCACGGCGGCCACGGUCGUCUCGGCUGUCCAGGGCGGCGCGGACAUUGUCAGAGUCCACGAUGCCGUUGAGAUGUGCCAGAUUGUCAAGAUGGCGGACGCCAUUUACAGACACUGA
Messenger RNA from Colletotrichum lupini, 1746 nucleotides. RefSeq names its product dihydropteroate synthase. Gene Ontology annotation, cellular component: mitochondrial envelope. NCBI's taxonomy places the organism in Eukaryota, Fungi, Ascomycota, Sordariomycetes, Glomerellales, Glomerellaceae. Gene Ontology annotation, molecular function: 2-amino-4-hydroxy-6-hydroxymethyldihydropteridine diphosphokinase activity; dihydropteroate synthase activity. The record is from RefSeq and is a predicted model, not a curated record. Bases 1 to 1746 code for a protein of 581 amino acids. The transcript has 3 exons. Gene Ontology annotation, biological process: tetrahydrofolate biosynthetic process.